Molecule: messenger RNA, 1119 nt
Organism: Lathyrus sativus (Indian pea)
Lineage: Eukaryota; Viridiplantae; Streptophyta; Magnoliopsida; Fabales; Fabaceae
Source: the annotation of a GenBank genome assembly
AUGGGGGGGCGUAUGAGUAAGAAGACCCCUGGAACUCCGUCUAAUAUCAACCUUAAUGCUGAUAUGGUAACUGAACUGAGGUCAUAUGAAGCUGCCUGCAAGCUUGACUCAGAUUUGCAGUCAUUUGACACUAACCUUCAAGCUCGAACGAAUCAGGUCAUCAAUACUCUUGCAGUUGGAGUUGAAGUUCGAUCCCUUUCGUUUGAUUCACUCAGACAAGUCACGGAAUGUCUUCUUGAGAUGAAUCAGGAAGUUGUCAAGGUAAUCUUAGACUGUAAGAAAGAUAUAUGGCAGAGUCAAGAACUGUUUGAGCUUGUUGAGGAGUAUUUCGAUAAUAGCUUGAAGACUCUAGAUUUCUGCAAUGCUUUAGACAAGUGCCUAAAGAGAGCUAGGGAUAGUCAAUUGCUUAUUCAUCUAGCUCUUCAAAAGUUUGAAGAAGAAUCUGUUUCAGGAGACAAUUGCUAUGCGAGGACGCUAGAGGAGCUGAAGAAUUUUAAGGCUAUCGGUGAUCCUUUCACAGAAGAGUUCUUCCAAAUAUAUCAAUCUGUUUAUAAUCAACAAGUACUCAUGCUUGAGAAGUUGCAACUCAGAAAAGGGAAGCUUGAUAAGAAACUGAAACAAAUUCGUACUUGGAAGAAGGUCUCGCUUAUCAUAUUUGUUGCCACUGUUGCUGCUGUGUUGAUCUGCUCGGUUGUAGCGGCAGCUGUUGCUUCUCCCCACAUCGCGGCUGCUCUAGCCGCUCUUACUGCUAUCCCAGUCGGUUCAAUGGGAAAGUGGAUUGAUUCCUUGAUGAAGAACUAUGAAAAUGCAUUGAAAGGACAUAAAGAAGUUACUAUCGCAUUGGAAGUUGGAUCCUAUGUAGCUAUAAAGGAUUUGGACAAUAUACGGAUUCUAGUGAAUCGACUUGAAGUUGAGAUCGAAUCCUUAAAGACGAAUGUGGAUUUCGCCAUUGAGGAAGAAGAAGCCGUAAAGGUUGCAAUAGAGGAAAUCAAGAAGAAGUUGGGAGUUUUUAUGAAGAAUGUCGAAGAUUUAGGAGCUCAAGCUGAUACAUGUAGCCGUGACAUUAUAAGGGCAAGGACGGUGGUUCUACAAAAAAUCGUUAAACUUCCCCACAAAUGA